Aspergillus mulundensis is the source of this 1896-nucleotide messenger RNA. RefSeq names its product PEX28-32 family peroxisomal membrane protein. Lineage: Eukaryota; Fungi; Ascomycota; Eurotiomycetes; Eurotiales; Aspergillaceae. Gene Ontology annotation, biological process: peroxisome organization. The transcript has a single exon. Gene Ontology annotation, cellular component: peroxisomal membrane. Bases 1 to 1896 code for a protein of 631 amino acids. The record is from RefSeq and is a predicted model, not a curated record.
AUGGCCCCGUCAACGCACCUCAACGGCCAUGCUGACUCUCAGCCGCCGACGGUCGCCGCUUUCUCGCCCACCACCAUCUCCGGCUCAUCAUUGACAUCAAGGCAACGCUCUAGCAUCAUUGUGCAUCGCAAGUCUCCGCUCCUUGUGGCCACUCCGCCACCGGUCACUCGAGCGCUAGCCUAUUCGUACCCAUUCAUUUUACCGCUGAAUACGCUCGUCGGCUUGUUGACAUGGACGACGGGCGACUCGUACUACAGCUUCCUCCUCGUUGCCACGUUCUGGGCGGUCGUUCUUUAUGGCGAUGCAAUUAUUCUUUGGGCCGGGCCGCUUCUGGUGGUUGUCGGGCUGAUUCUCGGGAUGUAUUGGAGACGCUACUCUCCUUUGUCGACUAGGGCUUUCUCAACGGGGAAGCAUAACCAGUCGGCGGCGUCAGAUGGCUCUGCACAUCGGCAUGAUAGUCUAGACGAAAUUGUCGAGGCGAUGAGGACGUUCACUACUCGAUGCAAUAUCCUCCUUGAACCACUUGUGGAACUCACGGACUUCUUGUCGACUCAGAGGACAGCUACCUCUGCGACUACGCGGCCCGCGCUCACUACUUUAUUUGUCAGGAUCCUUUUUGUUACACCAAUAUGGAUUGCCUUAACACUGCCUCCGCUUUACCUCAUCACUACCCGCCGUGUCGUUAUGAUCCUAGGCACGAUUAUGCUUACUUACCAUUCGCGAACAGCGAGAGUCUGCCGCGUCAUUCUCUGGAGGUCUCUUACAAUCCGCCGAAUAUGCGCCAUGAUCACAGGUCUGUCGUUUGAUUUGGACGGAGUCAAAACUCACAUCCAAAGUCACGGACACGCCGCAAACGUUGCCACUAGGCGCCGCGGAGACUCGUCGGGCGUUCGUUUUACUUUUAUUCUCUAUGAAAAUCAACGUCGCUGGCUAGGUAUUGGCUGGACGUACUCCUUGUUUCCGUCUGAGCGCGCUGCAUGGACGGAUGAGCAUUUGAACCCAGUUCCUUCAAAGAGCGAAUUUGACCUCCCCGAGGUGCAAAGCGGGAACGCAAAGUGGCGAUGGGUUGAGGGCAGUGAAUGGCAUAUUGACGGAGCUGAUGAUGAUGAAUCUGACUCCAAGGCUUCUGAUGGCGGCGGUUGGAUCUACUAUGAUAAUAAGGUGGGUUCUAAACUAUCCUUCGUAUGUUUCAGACUUCUGACUGCGCAGUGGAAUGACGGGCGUCGCGGUCUAGACGGAUGGGACCGCUAUACUCGCCGCAGAAAGUGGUACCGGGACGCUGAGCUCGUGGAAAUCACACCAGACGGCAAGCCCCUAGAAGCACCGUCCGCCUUGACCCAGGCCCUGGCGCAAGAAAUCGAGAAGAGCAAGACCGGCAGCAGCAACUCCGACGUCGAUGCCUCCACAGUCGAUGCUGAUUCCGUGAGUCUCGCCCCGUCCACAGCCUCCAGCAAGGCCCGGCGACGGCGUUGGUUUGGAGGAUCCUCCAACUCGAAAAGUGUAAGCGACAGCAAAAACAGCAGCACCGCCUCUGUUCCACUAUCAGCCCAGCCAAACUCCGCCGCAGACCAUGGAAACGCGAAAAUAACCUCUUCUUCUGCCACUAGUACUAGCUUCAGCAACAGCAACAACACCUCGUUGAGGAAUGCUUCGAGACCCGUGAGCAUCUCCAAAUCACAAAGAAUGUCUGGUCUCUCUGGGAGCAAUUCGGGCUAUGGCACUGGGAGUCCCCAUGGGAGUAGCACGGUUGCUAGCGACAGCCUCAGUAUCCGGGACAAGGAGCUUUCAGAUGCGCAGGAUCGGUUAGACAGGUGGGGGUCUCGGGCUACGGGAGGGACGGAGAGGGCGGAGAGGGAGCUAGGGCUGGGGGAUGAAGUGAAUAUGGGAUUGAGCUGA